GGCAGGGGGAUUUGAAAAUCUGGCAGCCCGAGUUGAAAUCAACCCGUCUCGGACGGUCGGGCAGGCAGGUAUUUCGAACACUGAUGUUAUGUAAUAUGCACAUGUCUGUGCAGCAAGAGAGGAAUGGUCAGCUGAGUUGCAAAAAACAUCAAUAAAAAAGGAUAAACCCAAAACAUGUUGAUUAAUCAGUAUUAUCUUGCAUAGUGGAUUUGUUAUAAUAUCCCAAUAUAUAAUAUAUAUUUUAAAAUAUUACAUUGUUACAAAGACACAUGACAUCAAAAGUUUCUUUGUGAAGCUGCAGACAGCUAUUAUUGUUUCUUUAAGCAGAUAUUGAUGGUUACAUUCCUCAAAAGUACAACCACAUUCAUAACUGCUUCAUUAGAGGAUCAAAACAAGUCACACCUGCUGCAGUGGUCGGUCCUAAUCACAUCCGGUCAUUUAAAAAAACCAAGCGACUAUCUCCUUUGAUGUAUCAAGCUGGUAAUUGCAUUAUUAUCUCAACAUGCUCAACAUUGAGUUGAUAUUGUCCCAUUUUACAUACAUUCAUUAUAGAUAGUUUGUAUUGGAUUAAUAAUCAGUCAGUCACGUUGUUGUGUUAGCCAACAAGUUUUUGGGGCGUUCUGUAUUUCAUAUACUGACAUUGGUCACCACUCGCCCCUUUCCGUAACCUGACGAUUCGACAGUCCGGAAAUUACAACGGAUGUGGUUGGAUGACAAGGAAUAAACUCUUCAGGAUUUGCAGAAAAAAAGGUGAAAAUGUCUAUUGCUCAUGUGCAUAAAGGUAAACAAUCGGGUGCUGCUUGUCGAGUACUAUUAACUGGCGGUAAAGCCUUGGCUAAUAAGAUUAACUCAUUGGCCAAGUCUAGCUUCGCUUCAAGCUGGCCCCAUGAGUUAAUUGAAAUCCGAAAAGGUGCGCCCGGAAAAGUGCACUACUCCUAUUUCUUAUGUUAUUGCGAUAGCAGCAGUACCAUAUACAAGUUCUUAUGAAAAGAUUCAAUUUCAUGGCACCAAUGUAAAGAUUUGCCAGACACUAGGAACUGUAUUAUGAUGAAGAUAAAUAUGAGACGGACAUCCAAAAAACAUAGACUUGUGCUGUGGGAGCGGUUAAAGAAUAUAUACAAAACAAAAUCUUGAAUCCUGCAGGUGUGGUCCAAUCGACUUUCCAACCAAUGGAAUUUAAAUAGGAAAUGGAUACAGGAAAUGCCCACACACAUUAUGUGAACUCUCAACAUCUACAGAAUGUCGUAUUGAAUCAUAGACCAUUCAUUGUGUGCUAUGAUGAAUAGAUAAACCACUAAACUCGUGAAGUUCACGUAAUAAUUUUCAAACAAUCCUGAUAGUGCAACACGUCAGUUUUCAAUCACACACAUUCAAGUACACACACGGUCUACUCGUGUAUCCACAUUCAGCCGCUAAACGCACAGGCCACAAAUCCACAUCCCAAAGAGGCCACCCUGACUGAUAAAAACAUUUGUCAGGUGUUAUUACAAUAUUUGCAUUUUGUUUUCAGUCAUUUGCUGUCAUCAGAACGUGGGAGGCCUUAACGGAAACUGAUCGAAUUGUUCCAAUGAUGGAAGUCGCAAAACUUCAAGAGCAUAUUGAUGCCCUGUCUGAGCUCCUCAUGCUGCCAUGGACCUACAAAUUUAAGACACUCUAUCAAGAUAUUCAGCAACUGGUCCAGUGUAUGACAAAGUACAUUGAUUUCCUGAGACAACAGUCCCAGCGGUCCAAAGAACAACACAAUGCUAGUGCACCUUUGUGAAAUCCUUCUGUGAAUUUUUCUCUUGCAGUUAUUGAGGCAACUGUUGGUCCUGUGGGGGAGAAUUAUUUGGAUCUUGACAAUACAUUGGCUUCUGAGGAUGAAUACACUCCUGUGGAAAUCAGCAACUAUCCCCCGACCUGCAGAUACAAGAGAAGAACAUGGAUUGACAAUCUAAGUUUGUCUAUACCUGUGGCACAUUACAGUUACUUUCAGGGCAAUUAUCUCGGAAAUAUACAUUUUGUAUGGCGUUUGCCAGGUGAUAAGAGCGAGAGGUCAGAUGAAAAUACAGUUAAAACUGUGCGGGUAGUCCACAAGUCAUUGCCAGAUUAUUCAACUAGACAGAUGAAGAAAUACCAACAGUCUACAGGAGUGUCUCCAGCUCUUCUCAGAUACAUGUACAAAUUCUUGACCAAUGACAGUAGUGGUGCUGAAAACACUGCACAAGCUGCGAUUGAUCAACGUGUUGAAGAUGUGUUGGAGUUAAAUGAUGCUGAUGUGGCAUGGGAUUUACAGAGACUAAAUGGCAACCCAGACAGUACAAAGUUUGAUACCUUCUGGGAUGAAGUUGAAAAAUACUUCCAUGAAAGGGACCUUGCCGUCCACGAGCGGAGACAUGGAUCACAACUGUACCUUCCAUAUGCAAUAUCAAUUGACGAUCUUGUGUCAACAGUGAGAGGUCGUGUAGAUCCAGAAGUACUCAUUCCCUCCAAUGAAUGGGUGAGACUGCAGUUCUGGCCAGCCAAUCCAACGACGAGGACUGCAUUCCACUACACUGGUCGUUUCAAUGUAAAGUUUUCACUUCAAACAAGACAGAUACAUGGAAAACAUGAGGAUAGUCACUAUGUGGCUUCACAGUUGGUCUACUUGAAGAAAUUUGCUGUGAAAUUGAGAGAGCAUGUUGAUUUCUUUUGGCUUGAUGACAAAGCCAUUGUUCCUAUUGGAGAGCCUGGAUUACCUGUUAGUACUGGUGUUCGCCCACAUAAUGCUUCUCUUUCCAGUACUACUGCCAGCUCUCUUACAGCAUUAGAUCAUGAUUAUAAUGUGAGCGGGGCCAUCCCCUCUGUUGCUCUGCACUGUGACAUUCCACAUGAUGCCAGUGAUUCUUUCUUCAAUGGAACAGCCUUUGUGACUGUAAAGGACAAAGUGUCCAGUCCGUCCAGUGCUAUUCGUCAUGGUGCUGAAACAACAAACAUCAUCAAAUCCCAUUUCAGUGCUGAUGAUGUUAAUUCAGAGAAAGCUAUACUCAUAAUGUACACGGAUGGUGGCCCUGAUCACCGCACUACUUUCGGAUCUGUGCAAUUGGCUAUGAUAGCCAUGUUUGCAUGGCUCGAUUUGGACAUGCUGAUCACGGCAAGGAGAGCACCAAUGGGCAGUUGGGCAAACCUGGCCGAAAGAGUGAACUCUGUUCUGAACCUUGCACUACAAAAUGUCUCCUUAGAGAGGGAACGGAUGACAGAGGACCUGGAAAUGAAAAUGAAGAGAGUGUCAACCCUGAAAACUGCAAGAGACAUUGCUUCUAGGUAUCCAGCUUUUAAAGAAGGCCUUACAGCUGCCGUCUUGCCAGUUCUGAAGUUACUGGAGGAAAGGUUUUCUCAACUGAAAGUCAAGGGGGAUGCGGUGAUAAUAAACAGUGCUGCAAACAAUGAGAGUGUUGAAAAUUUCUUCGGUAUUUUGAAAGAUCAUAUAGAUGAUAAACUUGAUAUGAACAAGUUGACGAAGAAAGAUCUGGAGAAAUCAGAUAAACUAAAUGACUUCAUGGAUCGCCAUUGUCGCUGUCGGCAGUACAUCUUUCAAAUCAAGAAAUGUGAUCCCCACAGAGUUGACGAUUGUUGGUAUUGUGUCAUCAAUCUUCCAAGACUGCCUGAUGAUGAGUUUGAACAAUUGAAUUUCAUUCCAGAUCCUGUUGUAUCUCCUGAAAGUGGAGAUAAGUUUGAAGAGUUUCAUUCUGUCUAUGGUACAGACACUACUGAUUCAGCUAGACCCUCCUUAAGUUCUGUCACAAUGUCUUCAAUAAGAGAGAAGCAAAACAGGAAAAUUCUCACUGCAAACAAAGUUCGAGAGUCGGUAACAUGUGUUGAAUGUCGUAAACCGAGAUGUGUUUAUUCAGACACCAGACUUUCCUGCAAAGACAAAACAGCCUUGAUCCGCAUGAGAGAGGGACGUUCUUACACUUGUGGGUCACCACUGUUUCCUCCAGCAUCUCCAUACUUUGAAACGCUAGUUGUGAAAGAGAGUCUCAGAUGUUCGUCCACAAUGGAGACUACAUACUAUGCCAGUAAUACAUGUUCUUUGCCAAGUGUUUGCUUUCACUGCGGAAUUGCCAGGUCAGAAGAUUUUGCUGAUGACAGUGUAAUCCAUGAACUUCAGGCUAUGUACAGCACUGUGAAGCCUAUCUGUCGAUCUUGUAAACAAUCAGGAAAAGAAGCUGCAGUGAGGGGGAAACGUAAUGUUAAAAAACUGAGAACAUCAUAAAUCAUUUUGCAUUAACUGACCUGUAAAUCAUGCAGGUACUAGUCAGAUGAUGGAAGAUAUGUUACCUCCUGUGUUUUUUGUGUGAAAUCAGAAAUGGUACCUCUUAUUUUUUAAAUACAUUUUCCAAUUUUGAUGUGAUGUGGAAGUCUUGGCCCGAAUUUGUACAGAAUGUCUCUGCUCAUGUAUGUUAUCCUUUUGUUGUUUUAUGACUGCUUUUAAUAGGAGGUGUGUACCUCAUAAUUCCAUGAGGAAUAUGUUGUGUGAUACUGAGUGAAAGUGGAAAAAAGUACUUUUGUAACAUUUCAGGUACAGUUUUUGUAGGUGCUAAAUGGUUAUUUGUUUUGAAGCCAUUUAAUAAGUGCCAUUUCAUUUUAGUGCAUUCCACAUGUUAGCAUAACACAUCAGUCAUGAGUGUUACCUGAUCAUAAACAUGAUAAAGUGAUACUGGACAGAGUAUUUCAAGUACUUGUAUGUGCCAAAUGUUCUUUUGUUUUGAAGUCAAGUGCUAUUUAAUUUUAGUGCAUUCAACAUGUUAGCAUUACACGUCAGCCAUGAGUGUUACCUGAUCAUUUAACACGAUAAAGUGAUACUGGACAGAGUAUUUCAAGUACUUGUAUGUGCCAAAUAUUCAUUAAUUUUAGUGCAUUCCACCUGUUAGCAUAACACAUCAGCCAUGAGUGUUACCUGAUCAUGUAACACGAUAAAGUGAUACUGGACAGAGUAUUUCAAGUACUUGUAUGUGCCAAAUGUUUUCUUUUGUUUUGAAGUCAAGGGCUAUUUAAUUUAAGUGCAUUCCACAUGUUAGCAUAACACGUCAGCCAUGAGUGUUACCUGAUCAUUUAACACGAUAAAGUUAUACUGGACAGAGUAUUUCAAGUACUUGUAUGUGCCAAAUGUAUAUUUGUUUUGAAGCCAAGUGCUGUUUUAAUUUCAGUGUAUUUCACAUUGUUUUUAUAUUUUUAAAAUACAAUAAAACUUUAAUAAGUUAAAAGCUUGUUGUUGAAGUCUACCUGCUUGUGGAAAACUGCCAAAAGAUACCUGUAAACCCUGGUCAUCAGUAAGGAGUGUCAUUAGAUAAAGGGACUAUAGUGCAUUGCUUCCAACAUGCGUGGUGGGUAAUACUGAAAUACUUUUGUAGCUUCUGUGGCACAAGUGAGGGAUUUUUUUGUGUGGAUUUUUUAUUUCCUCCUAUCAGCAUUCCUGCCUCCUAAAAUCCGUAAUACCUGUGAAUUUUUUUUCUCUCAAGUACUUUUUUUUUUUUUACAUUCCCUCCUCCAUUCAGCCACUUUACCCGAAAAAAUCUGUAAUCCUAGCAAUUAAAUUGGUCUGGCCUUAUAAGCAGAAAAAAAUUACACCGUACCCCUUCAGCGAAUUCCGGUAAACAACGGGUGAAAAGAAACUUGGUCAGUACAAAUUGAUUUACCAUUUAAAUUGUAUUUUUUGUUCUGCUAGGCAUUGUUUUACAUGCAGGGUUUAAAAUCACCUUGUGUAUUUUCCAUAAACUAAGCCGGAAACAACUGCACACAUGUUUUCUUGGAAUCUAGCGGCGAUUCAGUUAAAACUUACCCAAUGGUAUAACUUUAAAGGAUUUUGAUGCACGGAUUGGGAAAAAUUGUAUCUGAAACUACUUUUUUAUCAGGAAUAAUAUAUUCCAAUAUCAUGUUAUUUUAGUUGUAGCUUUUACUAAAUAUAUUUAAAAUGAUAAUAACCUUAAGCGUAGCACUUCGGUGCAGCUGAUCGCUAUUGCUGGUUAUUUUUUUUCACAUGGAACCAUUUGAAAUUAAUCAAAACAAUAUUAAAAGGAAUUUUGAAUAAAAUU
Haliotis rufescens (red abalone) is the source of this 6053-nucleotide messenger RNA. RefSeq lists its product as uncharacterized. The transcript has 2 exons. The coding region runs from base 2105 to 4234 and encodes 709 amino acids. NCBI's taxonomy places the organism in Eukaryota, Metazoa, Mollusca, Gastropoda, Lepetellida, Haliotidae. The record is from RefSeq and is a predicted model, not a curated record.